UUGCUCCUCCACAUCACUUCGCGAUCCGGACCCAGGACGACGAGCAUCUUCUCGUAGGAAGAGAACCCUCUGGAAGAACAAAAUGGCGGACCUCAAGCCCAAUGAAGUUGAACAGGCCCGUGAGCACUUCGAGAUCUACGACAUGUGCGCUGAGGGCAAGGUGGACUGCGCCGACCUGGGAUCCCUGCUGAGGUCCCUCGACCUGCGCCCCACCAACGCCACCAUCGAGAAGAACGGAGGCACCCAGAAGAGAGGUGAGAAGAAGAUGACGCUUGAGGAGUUCCUGCCCAUCUACAGCCAGAUCAAAAAGGACAAGGACAUGGGCACACACGCCGAUUUCCUUGAGGGUCUCAAGGUCUACGACAAGGCCGAGAACGGCCAGAUGCUCGAGGCUGAACUGGCACACGUCCUGCUUUCUCUCGGUGAGCGGUUGACCGACGCCGAAGUGGACGAGAUCAUGCAGUGCUGCGCGGGGACAGUAGACGAGGACGGGUUCAUCAAGUACGAGAACUUCAUCAAGAACGUUCUGGCUGGACCAUUCCCCGAGGAGCAGAAGGACAAGUAAAAAAAAAAGCCAGACUCGCCACGGGGGGGGGGGGGGGGGGGGGGGGGGUUAAAUAAGUCCAUGCGAAGUCGUCUCUGUUUUCCUUUCUAUCUCCACCCGCCCUUCUGCGUCCACCAUAGCGGUAAACUUUCACCACAGCCACGCGCUGCCCGACGAUAAACGUGGGAGCAGCUAAAACCACCGUCCCGUCCAAGACGAUGGCUGCGGGGGACAGUGGGAAGAUGAUUCGCCCGAAAGUGCCACAUGGUCGUCCACGAUAUUUGCUCACCCAUUUCCUGUCCUCCGAUUGGCCGGAUUUCACGAACGUCACAGCUCGCUUCGGCGCUCAGUUGGUGCGCGUUUUAGCUCGCACCAUCGGGCGCCGGAGUCACUGGUGGUCGCCGGGAACGCGAAGUGAUGAUCACACAAGGUCCACCCCACCUUAUACAAAGAGAAUGCUGAGGAGAACCGCUGACGACGAGGAGAUUGAAAAGUUGAAAAUGUAAUAAUUGUAAACCAUACGGAUGUAAGAGAUCGGGCAUGUACAAAUAAAGCGUCCCAGACCUGAGCAAGGUGCCUUAUAGGAAACGAUCACACUGUUUGGACAAUAAAGAGAAAAAGACGUGGAGUGCGUUCUCUUGUAAUAAACCGCGACAUUGUCA
Messenger RNA from Rhipicephalus microplus (southern cattle tick), 1206 nucleotides. RefSeq names its product Myosin light chain alkali. The record is from RefSeq and is a predicted model, not a curated record. Gene Ontology annotation, molecular function: calcium ion binding. NCBI's taxonomy places the organism in Eukaryota, Metazoa, Arthropoda, Arachnida, Ixodida, Ixodidae. Gene Ontology annotation, cellular component: muscle myosin complex.